AUGACGAAAUCGUUCAUAGAUAAGCUGCCCGCUGAAUUACGAUCAAAGAUAACCAGAAUCACAUCUGUUAUACCAGAUUCUCUUUCCAUAUUUGAGGAACUGUACAAUUAUGCAUUAGAACAAGAUACCAAUGAUGGCACCAAGAGGAAAAUUGCCAAGAAUAUUUCCCGGGCAGCCAAUGGCACUGGGAAAUCAGAUACAGAUAUCGAUGACACUAAUGUCAUCUUUAAGCUAGAAAACGUCUCAGUUUUAUCUCCCUUGAGGAAGAAAUUAAACGUUGUUUUACACCUAAACAAUGGCCAACCCACUUUAUCAUUAGUAAAGGAUUCCAUGGUGGAACUCUCAGUUAGUGACCUUAAAUCAAACAUUAAUUUUGCAACUUUCCUCCCCGUACCAGAGAAACCAAAUCUGGCGUACUUAUUUAUUGUUUAUGAUCCAAAUGACAAUGAAAAUUAUAAAUAUUCCGAUCCAAUCUUAAUAACAUUAAACAAACAACAUACUUUAGCAGAAUUCCAGGAGAAGCAACUAAUAAGUCAAGCCAAGGAUGUUGAUUUUGUUAAAUGCAUAGAAUAUAUAAGGAAACAAGCGAUUCUAACAGGUUUCAGAAUAUUUGAUUCGUUUAGCUCAACACUUCCAGAACAAAAAUCAUUCCAUGUGGAGGGCCAUAGAGGGACUAAAGAAGGUACCUUAUAUUUUUUGCCAGACCAUAUAAUUUUUGGUUUUAAGAAACCAAUUUUAUUAUUUAAAUCAUCUGAUAUCGACUCUAUUACUUAUUCCUCAAUUACAAGACUAACUUUCAAUGUCACUUUGAUUACCAAAGAAAGUGAAAAGUUUGAAUUUUCAAUGAUUGAUCAAUCUGAAUUUGCAAAGAUUGACGAAUAUGUAAAGAGGAAACAAGUUAUGGAUAAAUCCAUGAGCGAAGAAUUAAAGGCAAAGAAACAUAACAAGGAUAAUGAGCAACAACAAUCUAAUCUUGGUGAAAUUGCUGCACAAUUAGGUGAUGACAUUGGCAUUAAUGGUGCACCAUUUGAUUCCGAAGAUGAAGAAAACGAUCAAGAUUUUCAAACUGAUUCAGAAAAUUCAGACGAUAGCAAUGAGGAAUCUGAUGAAGAAGUGUCUGGAAUAGAGGAAGCUGAAGAAGAUGCAGAAGAGGAAGAGGAAGAGGAAGAAGAAGAUAACGAGGAAGAGACCGUCCAGCAACAAAAUCAUAAGGCUGACAGUGGAAAAACAAAUUCAGAUUCAUCGGCUGCUUUUGAGGACAUUCCAAUUGAACUCGAUGAGGAUGAUGAGGAUGGUGGCUCAGGUGUUGAAUAUGAUUGA
This is a messenger RNA of Naumovozyma castellii, 1320 nucleotides long. RefSeq names its product Rtt106p (gene RTT106). NCBI's taxonomy places the organism in Eukaryota, Fungi, Ascomycota, Saccharomycetes, Saccharomycetales, Saccharomycetaceae. The coding region runs from base 1 to 1320 and encodes 439 amino acids. The record is from RefSeq and is a predicted model, not a curated record. The transcript has a single exon.